Camarhynchus parvulus is the source of this 297-nucleotide messenger RNA. It is a transcript of the gene PCP2, whose product is annotated as Purkinje cell protein 2. NCBI's taxonomy places the organism in Eukaryota, Metazoa, Chordata, Aves, Passeriformes, Thraupidae. The coding region runs from base 1 to 297 and encodes 98 amino acids. The record is from RefSeq and is a predicted model, not a curated record. The transcript is spliced from 4 exons. Gene Ontology annotation, molecular function: protein binding; guanyl-nucleotide exchange factor activity.
AUGGCGGCCCCGGGGGGCUCCGAGCCCGAGCGCAGCGCGGGGGGGUCCCCGGCAGAGGGGGGGUUCCCCGAACAGGAGGGCUUCUUCUCGCUGCUGAGCUCCGUGCAGGGAACGCGGAUGGACGAACAGCGCUGCAGCCUGGGCGGGGGCGGCGGUGAGCCGGGGGUGUCGGAGCCGCCCCCCCCCGAGCUGGCCUCGCUGCUGGACAUGGUGGCGAGCACGCAGGGCCGCAGGAUGGACGAGCAGCGCCUGCCCGUGCCCAGGCUGCCCGGGUUUGGCACCGGGUGUGGGGACUGA